AUGGCAGUUGUCGAAACACAGGCGGUCAAUUCAGACCUGGAUCCUGAUGAGGAUUUGGAAGAACAGGAUGAAGAUAUUUUCAAUCAGAUGGAUGAGAAUGGCAUCAUUGGAUUGGAUGAAAUCAAUGAGUAUUACCAGCAGUACCAUCCACGACUGGAGGAUGGCUUGGAAACUGUGGAGGAGGAUGGAGAGAUGACUGAUCACAAUAAAUUGAGUAGCCUGGUCUGCCCCCAAGAUUCUUUGGAUGAUGAAAGUUUUAAUAUCAGUGAAUACCAGGAUUCAGACCCUGUUCCCUUGUCCAUGUCUGCAGAAGAGGAUGAAAGUCUAAGUCAUUUAAUUUAUGAAUCUGAGCCACAGGACGAGGAUGGGAUUCUCAAUCGUCAGGUUUCAACAUCUCACUGGCAUCCUGUAGGGGACAAUCAGCUUGACAUGACUGAAGAUGAAAAGGAGCAGGCUAGCUUUCGACUUCCAAAAGAUGUAGGUACCAGCAAGGAGGAGGACAGUUUUGAGGAGUACUCUGACUUGCCAUAUGACGAGCAAAUUGAGGAAACUAAUCCCCGCCCGAUGAGAGACCCAUGGCGCAGAUAUGAAGUCUAUAACAAAGCACAAAGUAUAUUGGAUCGUGGGGAUGAUUUUUCUGUGCCAAGUAUACGGGACCAUGCAGAUAAACUUUCGGAUCAGUCUGAUGAAAACAUCAACAACUCAAAAACUCAGGGUAAAGACUCCAGUGUAUCAGCACAGGAUUUUUAUUCCGAGGACUUUGAAGUAACCUAUUCCAAUAGUGUAGAUGUUUUGGAUUUGUCACAUGAUAGCAAAACAGUAGGAUCUGAUGAUGAGGUUAGAAAGGAGAGGCAAGACAACUCAUCAUUUAAUUACUCAAUAUUGCAUUUUAAUCAGGAGUUGUUGGGACACCUAUCAGUUGAAGAUCUAGCAAGCAGCCCAGGUCUUGAGGCAGAGACCAUUCCGGAAUCUUCAUGUGCAGACAGUGUUGAAGAGCCAAUGGGUAGGUUUUCAAACAAAGGAAAGGGUCUGGGUAAAGCCAGUCAAGAUCCUGGUUCUGGUAAGGAAAAGCAAAAAGAUAAAAGCAGCAAAUCUGAGCUCAACAAAGCUGCAUCUCAUAAACAAGUCAAAGUAGCUAAACAAGAAAACCAUCCUCAUCCCCUCAGUAAACCAUUUAUUUUAAAGGAUAACACUGGUCUGAACUCUAAAGCAAACAGACAAGUAAAAACACUGACUCCACACAGGACAGCCAUUAAUCUAAGAUCUUCAAGAAAUAAUUCAUCCAAGCCGUUAUCGAGAAAGAUCACUUCAGAAACUUCAAUGUACGGCCGAGGUCAACUUAAUUACCCACUACCCGAUUUCUCAAAAGUGGAGCCACGAGUGAAAUUUCCGAAGGACAUGCAAGUUUAUCAGAAGCCCAGGAGUAAGAAUGUCAACAUGCAGUGUAAGAGAAGUGACCCUCAGUUUCUCCUCCACUCUCCAGCAGAGAUAGUCCGCCAAGUGCUGCAAAGUAGCAAUGAAUGUUCACUGAUCACUCCGACCCCAUCAGGGGUAAAGGUUUUGGGAGAAUUCAAGUCAUCGCAGCAAGCGACAGAAAUGGUUUAUCAACUACAGGAGGAUUAUCGCCGGCUCCUAACCAAGUAUGCUGAAGCAGAAAAUACAAUUGAUCGAUUGCGGAUUGGGGCUAAGGUGAACCUCUAUGCUGACCCUCCAAAACCAAGUCAGAGUGUCCAAAUGGCAUCACUUAGCCAGGGUUCAAAGGUUAUGACAUUUACCAUCCCCCAUGCACAAAGAGCUGAAAUUGGCCCACCUUUGAACUCUAGUGAACAAGCAGAAUGUUCCUCAGUAAUAGAAAAGGGUGAAGUAAUAGAAGUUGCCAGUACAUCAGGUACCACUUUGACCCAAAGUCCCUCCAUUGUGGAGCCCACAGCAGGGGAGUGUCUGACAUGGGCCUUAGCCCAGCAGGCAGAGGCACUGCAAAAGCAGAUGGAUGGAUUCGAAGGGUUGCUUAAAGCAAGGAAGAUAGCACCAGGUGCCCAACAAAAGACACUACAGAGGUUGAAGGAUGGCCAGGAUGCACUGGAAAGGGGAUAUUUACAGGCCCGAGAAGAGCAUCGUGGGCUCCAACUCAAGGAUGCCAGUAACAACUCUUAUAUUGUUGGGGAGUUUGAUCCUAACAGGGAAGUGGAAGGGAACAUUUUUCGGCUUGGAAUGCACUUGGAGGAUCUGAAUGAACAAAUUGGCCAGCAUCCAGAGAACCACUCCUUGAACAACCAUCGAUCUGAUAUGUCCCUAACAUCCAGCUCAUGGGUAAUACCCGUCCCUGCACUCCAGACUCCAAUACCAACCCCGUUAUCGAUGGCUCAGACUCCAACACCAACCCAGCACAGGGCCGCAGACAUGGUCCAGAAUCCCAAACCUGAGAGCAUAGUUCCAAGUGCAGCACUCCAACAUGGAACGGUGGAUGUGGAGGUGAGCUCCGUGAGUGGAGAAAGUGAGGUUGGAGAUGCCAUUCCCGAAAGCCUGAAGCACAAGACAAUGCAACUGAAGGAUAAUUUUGAUCAACUGUUGGAGCAAUAUAAAAAUGUCAAGGAUUUACCUCUGUCGCUCGGUCUUGAGAGGUCAAGGGAAAUCCCUGAGACUCCUCAGUCACCCCCAACUGCACAUGCUCAGGAGAUUAGAAUGAUGGACCUAAUCCAAAAUGGAGGGAUAAAGACUCCUAAAGACCAUCUGGACAAAUGCAGCAGUAAAACAUCAGAACCGAACAAAGCAAUAAAAUGGGAAACCACGCUCGGUGAUGCUUUUAAGGAUGGCUAUGGGCCAGUACUGGAACCAGAUGAGUUGUUACCCACAGAAACCAAAACCGGACUACGCAGCAGGUCUCCCACCUCGAAUGGAAUGCCCCUUUCGGAAAAGAAGGACCUUUUGUCUCGAAAAGGUCUAAGUUAUGUGGACGGAAUUGCUUCUCCUGAGAACACCUCUCGCAAAGCUCUGCACCAAACCACGUUAAUCCCUCUGGAGGAACGCAUUGUUUCUCCAGAGACUGACAGUGGGUUUGUGGGCUCUGACAGCAGCAGACUCACACCAGCCAUUCAGACUCCAGAGCAUCAACCCACUCAGAGCAGACUUCAAAACCAAAGGGCAACUUCACUGAAAUCGCUGUGUCAGGAUGAAAAAGCUGCUCUGCGAAGGCAACAGUCUCAGGAAACCCAGCAUCAAGGUGCUGCUGAACGUGAGCGCUCUCCAACAGCACGACUGAAUGAUGUCAUGAGGAAGGACAGCGUUCUACAAGCAGAUGCUUCCCGUACUACCUCACCUCAGCAGUGGACAGGCAGCGUAAUGAGUGAGUUUGAACAGGAGACCUUUGUUAGUCGCACAGAGUCUGAACCCGAUGUUCAAAGUGGCCUCAGUGCCUAUGCCAAGCAGAAACGUCAUCGCUCAUCUCUGAACUCAUCACCAUUAACUUUCCAUCCGAAAGUCCAUUACAGUUCCAGUCCUUUGAGUGUUCACUCAGCGAGAGAUGAGGUGAUUCAGGCUUUGCAAAUGGAGGUCUCCCAACUCAGACAGCGUUUGGAGGAGACACUGCAUAAGCCCCGAGGAGAUUCUGAAAGGAAUCCAUCAACCAGACCUCAAGGCCGUAUGGAUAAGCAGCAUUCCCCAAGGAAAGCGGCAAGGAAACACACACAGGAGCAUCAGGAAAAGAUGGAGGGCCAGGCUUGGAACAAAUCCUCAGCAAGUCAUAGCAAUUCCAAAUUGUUCCCACAACACAAGUCGGACCUAGAAAUAAGUACUGAGUCAGAUGCAUCUUCAUGUAUCAUUCAACCUGUUUCGGUUAAUCAGACAAGCAAGAGAUGGUCUUCUCAUGAGGGACAAAAGCACAAGCCUGUUAAAGUCAAAGGACCAUACACAGGCACUGAUUACAGUUUAUUUGUGCCACCGAGCUCUGUGGAGGGACUUGCAGCCGGAGGAACAUCCUGCCCUUACUGCAGCCAAACCCGAGCACAGACGACUGCAAAUGCCCCAUCAAGGAGUAGCCUCAAAAGGAAUUCCUGCCCUGUAUGUAAAGGAUCUGGAACACGCAUAGACCAAACAUCGGAAGGGAAAGCAGAGCAUGCUGCUAAAGAGGAACUCCCCAAAAGCUCAGGACGGAGCCAUAAGACCAGGAAGCAGCAUGGUGUCCAUAUCGUUGAGCCUCCCCGUGUGUUCAGCUACAUUCCAUUGGCUCACUCUGUGCCUUAUUCUUCACAAGCGUAUUAUUCUACACCAGCCUACACGUACGCAUCACCCAUACAGUCACGUUUCUACUGUUCUCCCGGAUACAAAGUGAGAGAGUCAACCCCAGCAUCUGCACGAAAGAGAUCAAAAAGCUUCCAUCAGCGAUCCUCCACAACAGAUGACAUUUCCAAUGUUAAUGGUGAAGCAUUUGCGCUGUCGGAUCUCAAUUGCUCCCUAGACCAGGCCAUCAAUGCAGCCAGGACUAUCAAAAGGACCACAAAGAAAAUGGUGAGGUCACUCUCAUCAGACCUCUACAAGGCCAAAGCCAUCCAAGAAUGUCACCAGUUAUUAAGCCACUGACAUCAAA
Hemiscyllium ocellatum (epaulette shark) is the source of this 4582-nucleotide messenger RNA. RefSeq names its product AT-hook transcription factor (gene akna). The transcript has 22 exons. Gene Ontology annotation, biological process: neuroblast division in subventricular zone; epithelial to mesenchymal transition; neuroblast delamination. Gene Ontology annotation, cellular component: centrosome. The record is from RefSeq and is a predicted model, not a curated record. NCBI's taxonomy places the organism in Eukaryota, Metazoa, Chordata, Chondrichthyes, Orectolobiformes, Hemiscylliidae. Bases 1 to 4575 code for a protein of 1524 amino acids.